AUGGAGAUAGAGAAGGGAAUUAAGGAUAGUAUGGAAAUGGUGGAGAAAGAAGACAGCAAGAAGAUGAACCACCGUCGACGUGGAGGAAUCCGAACGCUACCUUUCAUUUUUGCGAAUGAAGCGUGUGAUAGAUUCGCAAGUGCUGGAUUUCACAGUAACUUGAUAAGUUACUUAACUCAAGAACUCAACAUGCCAUUGGUAGCAGCUUCAAACACACUCACAAAUUUCGGUGGAACAUCAAGCUUCACUCCUCUCCUUGGUGCUCUCCUAGCAGAUUCCUUCAUCGGACGCUUUUGGACCAUUACCAUUGGUUGCCUCAUUUACGAACUCGGAUUGAUUAGCAUCACUAUAUCAACUACACUGCCCUAUUUUCGUCCUCCACCAUGUCCUACACAACUCAACUGCCAAGAACCUACAUCUUUGCAACUAUCACCACUUUACAUCUCUCUCCUUCUCACAUCUCUUGGAUCAGGUGGCAUUAGACCCUGUGUUGUUCCCUUUUCGGCUGAUCAAGUCGACAUGUCCAAAGACGGUGUUGCGUCUAGGAAGUGGAAUCUGUUCAACUGGUACUUUAUCAUCAUGGGUUUUGCUUCUCUAAGUGCUUUGACAAUUGUGGUUUAUAUUCAAGAUAACAUGGGUUGGAGUUUAGGACUUGGCAUUCCCACCAUUGCUAUGCUGAUUUCGAUAAUUUUAUUCGUGUUGGGCUCGCCGAUUUAUAAGAAUGUGAAACCAGAAGGAAGCCCUUUAGUUCGUUUAGCGCAAGUGAUUGUCGCUGCUGUCAAGAAAAGGAACGAGACAUUGCCGGAUGAUCCUCAGCUUUUAUAUCAAAAUAGGGAACUUGAUGCCGCUAUUUCAUUAGAAGGAGAUCUUUUACACUCAAAUCAAUAUAAGUGGUUGGACAAAGCUGCAAUUGUCACAGAUGUUGAUGCCAAAGAUUCAAAUGCACCACCAAACCUUUGGAAUUUAGCAACUGUUCAUAGAGUUGAGGAGCUAAAAUCCAUCAUUAGAAUGCUUCCAAUAUGGGCUUCAGGAAUUUUACUCAUAACUUCCUCAUCACAUUUAGGUAGUUUCGUAAUUCAACAAGCUCGUUCGAUGGAUCGCCACCUCACUCCCUCAUUCCAAAUUGCACCAGCCAACAUGUCAAUCUUCAGUGUCUUAACAAUGAUGACAGGAAUUAUUCUAUACGAACGCCUUUUCGUCCCGUUUGCACGUAGAUUCACAAAGAAUCCCGCUGGAAUAACGUGUUUACAAAGAAUGGGAGUAGGGUUUGUGAUCAACAUUAUAGCCACUAUAGUUUCAGCACUAGUGGAAAUAAAAAGAAAAAAAGUUGCUGCAGAAUACAACUUAUUGGAUGAUCCAAAAGCGAUUAUUCCAAUAAGUGUGUUUUGGUUAGUACCUCAGUAUUGUUUACAUGGAGUGGCUGAAGUUUUCAUGUCUGUUGGACAUUUAGAGUUUCUGUUUGAUCAAUCACCGGAAAGUAUGAGAAGUAGUGCCACUGCUUUGUACUGCAUAACUACAGCCGUUGGUAAUUAUAUGGGCACAUUGUUGGUAUCAUUGGUUCAUAAGUAUACUGGUAAAGAGAGGAAUUGGCUUCCUGAUAGAAACCUUAACAGAGGAAGAUUGGAUUAUUAUUAUUUUCUUAUUAGUGGGAUUCAAGUUAUAAAUCUCAUUUAUUACAUAAUAUGUGCUUGGUUUUAUACUUAUAAGCCCUUAGGUGAAAUAUGUGAAAGAGAGAAAGAAGAAUAUUUGGAGCAAGAGAGUAUAAAUGCAUCAGAUGAGAAUUUGAAAGAUGGUAAGGGUGAGGAUAAAAGAGGGUUUACAAAAGAUGAAUGA
Lathyrus sativus (Indian pea) is the source of this 1833-nucleotide messenger RNA. NCBI's taxonomy places the organism in Eukaryota, Viridiplantae, Streptophyta, Magnoliopsida, Fabales, Fabaceae. The record is from the annotation of a GenBank genome assembly.